GAUUCUCAACCCACUGAGCAAGGCCAGGGAUAGAACCCCAAACCCCAUGGUUCCUAGUCAGAUUUGUUUCCGCUGCACCACGAGCUCCCCAUGGUUGACUUUUAAGUUUAUAAGUUUUUAAGUUUGUGGUUUACUUUUAAGCUUAUUGGUGACCCAAAGUAACCAAUAUUUGAAGUACUUCCUGGGUGUCCAUUGUUUUCAGAUCUAUUGUUUCCUUAUUUGAAUCUCAUAACAAUCUGGAAGUAGUUAAGUAGUAAGAGUCCCGUUUACAGACAAGGAAAUGGAGGGUUUUGACUGUAAAAUGACAUUACUGAGCCCAUAAAUCAAAUGACAGCAGAAAUUUAAACUAACAUUUACCAAACACUUAGCCAUUUGCCAGACACUGUUCUAAGUACAUUACAUGUUUUAGCUCAUUUAAUCCUCACAGCAAUCUUAGGAAGUAAGUAAGGACUGUUGUUAUUCCCAUUUUACAGAUUGGGAGGUUGAGGAUUGGGAAAGUCGGGUAACCUACCUCAGGUCACAUAUCUAGAAAUGGAGGAGCCAUAUUCGAACCAAGCAUUAAUUUCAAAACUCAGUUUUCUAACUUCAAAUCUGGUGUAUUUUCUAUAGUAUUGCAGAUGUCUCCAUGUUUAUAAAGGUAGAUCUGAAAUUAAUUAUAGCACAAAACCUUGAGGGACUGGGAGUUUAGGUUGUGUUAUAUCAAUGAAAAAAGGUCAGACCCGUUAAGUAUAUUAAUUGAAAAUUAAAGAUUUGAAAACAAAAUACCAUGAUUUAGGAAAUUAGGUCUGCUCCCCUAUCUGAAUUAACUUAUAAAAUGUAUGUAAAUUUAAAAUAGAGACCACUAAAAACUUCUCCCUUUGAUUCCUCUUAGAAAAACCCUUCUCUUUAGAAGGGGGUGGGGGAAGGUACAGGUUAAUAGACAAAGAGAAUACCCUCUUAACAACUUACUUUUUCUCAUUGGUGGGCCUCGUUCUCCAAUAAAACAAAUCGCAGUUUCUUAGUUGUGACUGAGGCUUUGAUCCUGAGCUAGCGUAGUCUAGUGGUCCCUGGAAAUGUCCCCAAGUGCCUGUAUAGACACUAUGAAGAGAAAAGCUCAGCUCUGUUGGACUUAAGCUCCCAGCUUUCUUGCACACCCAUCCCCGUCCUACCGUACCCCCUGAAAACCCUCGUGCUGGUCUCAAGGACGGGGUGCUUUUGAGCCUGAGUUAUCCAGACAGCUGUUUCAGCUUUUCUUUUCAGCUACACCUUAAAGUUGAGAAAGGUUGCCCUAAUUCUCACCUCAAAUUCCACUUCCCUUUUGGGUUUGAAGCCAGGUCAAGGCAUUCAUUUUACACCCAGCCCCCAGCUUCAUCUGGUGGAGUUCUGUACGUUUACAGGGGCAGAUGUCCAGAGGAGCAGAACCCCUUCUCAAACUCCUACUCUGUCCUCUUGGAGACUCUUCUUCCUCUUCUCUACCAGCUUUUGAUCCAGUUGCUGGGCAUGUAAGCCAUUCUUCAGGGCCUUUAACAUAAACCACCAUCCCCUUUAACAGGGUAACAAUUGCUUUCAUUUAUUCACUUAACAAAUUUUAUGGAUGGUCUCUUAAAUACAAGACCUCGUGCUGGUUGCCACAGGGGAUACAGAGGAGAGUAAACCCUGGCUUGUUGCAUUUCAUUGUCUCCUGGUGAUGAGACAAGUUCACAGAUAUAAAAGGAAGGCUUUAGCACUGGUGAUUCAGAAGAGAAAAAGACCAUAUUUGUGACCGACAAGUUCACAGAUAUAAAAGGAAGGCUUUAGCACUGGUGAUUCAGAAGAGAAAAAGACCAUAUUUGUGACCGGGUGGGUGGUGGAGGAGGCAAAGAGGAAAAAUUGAGUUAAAAAAAAAAAAAAAAGGCUUCCGUGGAAAAGGUGGCCUUUGAACUAAGCCUUGGAAGAUGAAUGGGAUUUUUACAGACGGUGGGGGUGGGGUAUUGAGAGGACAUAGCGGCAUCUUGGGCAAAGAAAGAACUGGAACAAAGGCUUUCAUGGUGUCUCUGAAAGAUCCUUUUAUGAAUCAUGGUGGAAUUAACCUAUACCAAAUAUUUUAAAGACGCAGAACUCUGUAAUCAGGAGGUAGUUUCAGUGAACAAGAAAAGCUUUCCAGAGUGAACUUAGUCAAAAUUGUAUUUAAUCUUCCUUAAAUAUAUAGACACAUUUUAGUUAUGGGGAGAAAGUCUGUUGGAAUAUUGUAUUCGGAUCCCUCUCUACUACUGCCCCCCUCCAUAGCUUCAUGUAGCCCAGAAUCCAUUUACUUUUGUUCCAGUGGGCAUUAUACUUUAUAUUCUUUCACAGUGGAAGCUUUGAAGUUGUAAGAAGUGGAUUGUAUCCUACUCAUCAAUUUGUUCAAUUCAGUAAGCAUUCAUAGCACAUUCAACAUCCCUCUUAGUUAGGUACCGGAGAGCAGUAUCUUUAAAACAUUUUCUGCCAUGACUCACAGUAACAAGUAUCUUUAACAUCGCAACCCACCACAUCAUUUGUGUGCACACAUACUCAUAGCUAAAACAAGUGUCAUGGAAUAACACUUAUCCGUAUUAUGGGAGAUGUACUUGAUAUUUUCUCUUCUGCUUUUUAAAAAAAUUUUCCAUCCAUGGGCUGAAACCUGUAAUUUAAGAAAAACAAACAGAAACCAACCUUACUAUAGGGAUGUAAAGGGAAGAGAGUAACUGGUAGUAGAAUAAGCCAUACACAUAAGUAUCUGCAGCACAAAGCUCAAAGAUCCCCUUUGAGGGAUGAGGGCACAUCCUGUUGAGAGGGGAAGAGACUUUUAGGGCAGAGACGUGUGUGAAAUGCACCCUGGAGAAGUAGAUUUUGAGAAGGAGAAAAUAAAAGGGAGGACAGUCCAUGUCGGGGGAAGACUAUGAAUAGAAGUAAGGCAGGAAUGAAGCCUGGAGCUGGUUUGGUGAAGAUAAAGUUAUUAGCUAACUCAGAGUGGGGGUUGGACCUGCACUCCUCUUGGCGGGAGGGAGAGCCGAUUGGAGCCACUACUGACUCUUCUCCACGCAGUGCUUCCCAGUGCCUGCUGACCCACCUGGUUCUCUUCAAAUCACUUGCCUUCUAGGCGUCCUGAGGCUCCUCUCCGCCUUGGAUAGAGUCAGAAAACUGCCUGGAUCCCUUAUCUGGACCCUCAGCCCUUUUCCUCGAGCCCAAUGCCUGCCACCAUCCCUUUGGUCCCCUUAGAGGUCAAAGUAGUUCAACAGAAAGGGCAGCAAGGAAAGAGGGGUGCACCUGUGAGCUACGGCCUUCGCUGGGCGGGGCCUGAGCCCGCGUUCUGUGGCCCAUUGGUCUAGAGCCACCAGGUUGGCUGCGCUCGUUCUCAUUGGCCCAAAGUGGCUGAAUGGUUGGCUGUCAUUGGCAGAGAAUCCCCACCCCCACCCCCAGCAUGCCCAAAGCGUGGGAAAGGGCUUCCGCAGAUAUAGGGAUGAGAAUGUUUCCCAGUAACUCUUCCAGGGCCGGAGCCUGUGGGCUGCGUCCGUGAAGGGACUGAAGGCCAGCAUGGAGGAGUGUCUACGAACCAGAUAGAAAUGUGUUACGGAGGAAAGAACGAGAGAGAAGAAAUCAGGAAACACAACAGGAUGACAGCACGUUUAAUUCGAGCUACUCCCUCUUCAGCGAACCCUACAAGACUAACAAGGGGGAUGAGCUCUCCAGCCGCAUCCAGAACACUUUAGGCAAUUACGAUGAAAUGAAGGACUUUUUAACAGAUAGAUCUAACCAGAGUCAUCUGGUUGGUGUCCCCAAACCUGGGGUUCCUCAGGCUCCUGUGAACAAGAUUGAUGAGCAUUUCGUGGCAGAUCCGAGAGCCCAGACCCAGCCUGCAUCUGUUGGCAGCACCACCUCCACACCAGCAGCUGUCCCUGGGCAGCAGAGUAAGCGGGGCGCCAUGGGCUGGCAGAAGGCUGGCCACCCGCCGUCCGAUGGUCAGCAGAGAGCAGCACCACAGGGCUCUCUCAGGACCUUGCUCGGAGAUGGGGUUGGCAGACAGCAGCCACGGACCAAACAAGUCUGCAAUGUCGAAGUAGGUCUUCAGACCCAGGACAGGCCGCCUGCCAUGACAGCCAAGCACAGCAGUGGUGGCCACUGUGUCCAGAACUUUCCUCCAUCCCUGGCUUCGAAGCCCAGCCUGGUCCAGCAGAAGCCAACUGCCUACGUGCGGCCAAUGGAUGGCCAAGACCAGGCUCCUGACGAGUCUCCAAAGCUCAAGUCGUCCACAGAAGCCAGCGUGCACUGCACAUCGUACAGGGGCGGCCCCGCUGCCAAGCCAGAGUCCGCCAGAGCCAAGGGCAAACUUUCCAAGUUUGGCAUCCCCAAGCAAGGAGAGGAGAGUAGAUCUGGAGAAACCAACAGCUGUGUUGAAGAAAUCAUUCGGGAAAUGACCUGGCUUCCACCACUUUCUGGUAUUCAAGCACCUGGCAAAGUGGAACCAAGCAAAUUUCCAUUUCCAAAUAAGGACUCUCAACUCGUUUCCUCUGGACACAAUAAUCCAAAGAAAGGUGAUGCUGAACCAGAGAGUCCAGACAAUGGCACGGCCAAUACAUCCUCUCUGGGAUGGUUAUCCCCAUUUACAGAUAAGGGAAAUGAUGCACUGAGAGGAAUGCUAGAAGAUGACCUUAAGCUAAGUAGCGAUGAAGAGGAGAAUGAACAGCAGGCAACCCAGAGAACAGCUCUCCACGCUCUGUCUGACAGCGCCGGGGUCCAGCAGGCCAACGGCAGGGCCUCUGCACCCUCCAGCAAGGGCAGCAGCAGCGGCAGCAGCAGCAGCAGCGGGAGCAGUUCCUCCAGUGACUCUGAGAGCAGCUCGGGAUCUGACUCGGAGACUGAGAGCAGUUCCAGCGAGAGUGAGGGCAGCAAGCCCCCCCACUACUCCAGCCCCGAGGCCGAGCCAGCGUCCUCUAACAAGUGGCAAUUGGAUAAAUGGCUGAACAAAGUUAAUCCCCACAAGCCUCCUAUUCUGAUCCAAAAUGAAAGUCACGGGCCAGAGAGCAAUCAGUACUACCCUCCCGUGAAGGAUGAUACACAGGACUGUGGGAAGCUUCCAGAAGUCUGCCCCAGCAGCCUGAGAGACAAGGACAUCAAGAGCGCCUGCAAGGAGGAGCAGAGACCAAGGACCGCGAACAAGGCCCCCGGGAGCAAAGGGGUGAAGCAAAAGUCCCCUCCCGCUGCCGUGGCCGUGGCUGUGACCGCCGCCCCCGCCGCCCCGCCACCCGCUGUGCCCGGGGCGCCUGCCGAGAGCGCGCCUCCACCAGCCCGGAGGUCAGGGGGCAAGAAGCCCACCCGGCGCACUGAGAGGACCUCGGCCGGCGACGGUGCCAACGGCCUCCGGCCUGAGGAGCCCGUGGCCGCCGAUGCGCUGGGGGCGAGCGUGGCGGUUCCCCCGGAGCCCACCAAGCCCAGGCCCUGCGGCAACGGCAGGACCAGCCACCGCAAGGAGCUGCGCUCGGCCGUGACCUGCGAGAAGCGCCGCACGCGGGGGCUGAGUCGGAUCGUCCCUAAAUCCAAAGAGUUCAUCGAGACAGAGUCUUCCUCUUCGUCCUCCUCCUCAGACUCGGACCUGGAGUCAGAGCAGGAGGAUUAUCCCCUGUCCAAGGCGCAGGCGGUGGCCACCGCCGCCCCUGGGAACGAGCAGAGGCUGAAGGAGGCUGCCAACAGCAUCAUCGGCGGCGGCCCCCGGGCCCCCGUGGGCUCCAUCAAUGCCAGGACCACCAGUGACAUCGCCAAGGAGCUAGAAGAGCAGUUCUACACCCUGGUCCCCUUCGGCCGCAAUGAACUCCUCUCCCCAUUGAAGGACAGUGAGGAGGUCAGGUCGCUCUGGGUCAAAAUUGACUUGACCCUCUUGUCCAGGAUCCCAGAACACCUGCCUCAGGAGCCGGGGGUCUUGAGUGGUCCUGCAUCCAAGGAAGCUGAGAGUGCACCCCCAAGCCACACAGCUGACGCGCCCCCAGAAAAGGCUUUGCCAAAAUCCAAGAGGAAACGUAAGUGUGACAACGAAGACGACUACAGGGAGAUCAAGAGAGCCCAGGGAGAGAAGGAGAGCUCCUCACGACUGACCGCCUCUGGCAGCAGUACCCUGUCUGCCAACCACUGCAACAUGACCAUCAACAGCUUGGCAAUACCAAUAAAUAAAAAUGAAAAAAUGCUCCGGUCACCCAUCUCACCCCUCUCCGAUGCUGCGAAACACAAAUACCCAGGCGAGGACUUCACUUCCUCCAGCAGAUCCAACAGCAGUGGUUUGUUCCCUUCCAACUCCUCCAACAAAAAGCAUAAGGCCGAGAGCCAGCUGCAGACCCACGCCGGAGACCUCCCGAAAGCAGCUCACGGCAACUCCGAAAGCGUUCUCCAUAAGUCACGCCCGCAGACAGAGCCGUGGUCUCCGGGCUCCAAUGGCCACAGGGACUGCAAAAGGCAGAAGCUCAUCUUCGAUGAUAUGCCACGCAGUGCAGAUUAUUUUAUGCAAGAAGCUAAGCGAAUGAAGCAUAAAGCAGACGCAAUGGUGGAAAAGUUUGGAAAGGCUCUGAACUAUGCUGAAGCAGCCUUGUCAUUUAUUGAGUGUGGAAAUGCCAUGGAACAAGGCCCCAUGGAAUCUAAAUCUCCUUACACGAUGUAUUCGGAAACAGUAGAGCUUAUCAGGUAUGCUAUGAGACUAAAAACCCACUCAGGACCCAAUGCCACGCCAGAGGAUAAACAGCUGGCUGCAUUAUGUUACCGAUGCCUGGCUCUCCUGUACUGGCGGAUGUUUCGACUCAAAAGAGAUCAUGCUGUAAAGUAUUCAAAAGCACUUAUCGACUAUUUCAAGAAUUCAUCUAAAGCUGCCCAAGCCCCAUCUCCAUGGGGGGCCAGUGGAAAGAGCACUGGAACCCCAUCCCCCAUGUCUCCCAACCCCUCCCCCACCAGCUCCGUGGGAUCUCAGGGGAGCCUCUCCAAUGCCAACGCCUUGUCGCCUUCAACCAUCGUCAGCAUCCCGCAGCGCAUCCACCAGAUGGCAGCCAAUCACGUCAGCAUCACCAACAGCAUCCUUCACAGCUAUGACUACUGGGAGAUGGCGGACAACCUGGCCAAGGAAAACAGAGAAUUCUUCAACGACCUGGACCUGCUCAUGGGGCCAGUCACCUUACACAGUAGCAUGGAGCACCUGGUCCAGUACUCCCAGCAGGGCCUGCACUGGCUGCGGAACAGCGCCCACCUGGCAUAGGGACCUCGCCUCCGAGCCGGACUGUGCUCUUGUCUUCAUGGAUGGCUCAGCAUUGCUGGACACUGUGCUACUGAAGUUCCCAGCCACAGCAUUUCUCCAACCGCGGUGAAUAUUUUCUCAGCAUCGCACAAUGGUCUUUCUUCCCAGGGCACGUGUGUUUGUCUGUGUGGGUGUCGAAGCAGCUGCCUGUGUGUGUGUAUAAGACACCCAGCUCUUGAGAACACCUCUUUCUCUGUCUAGUUUUCAGAAUCCAGGCUAGACAAAGUGAUCAGACAUUUCUGAUGAAAGAAAAUGUGUUUACACACACAUACAUACACGCACACACACACACACACACACACACACACACACACACACACACUUUCUAGUUCAAAGCUAAACCAUGACUUCUUAGGACGUUCAACCAAAAUCUCAUGGGUUAGUUAACCAGGUGCAAUACAGCACACCAAAAGCUUGACUGCCAGUUAAGAUGAACCUAGUUCUUAUAUUCUUGAUUACUUUCAGUAUUAAUAUACUCUUCCCCAAUUAUUAUUUUUUGAUUGUGUGUAUUAAUGGAUAAUUGAAUAAUGAAAAUCAGUCAGUUAUUUUUGUGCUGGCCGUUUACUAGAGUGCAUGUUACCAAAUACCUUUUAUCUAGCACCUGCCCCCCCCAUCCAACUUUACUGUCAGCUAAACAUGUUAGAAGCAAAUGAAUGGACUCCCACAGGCCCUCCCUGCCCUGCCUCCCAGAAUAGUGACCUUGACACUGAGAUGUGGUAAAAAGUCUUGGUGUCUUUGAAAACGAACCAACAUUAAAGCAGCAACGACUGUGUUUAGGGCGCUCAGUGAGGAACUGCCACCUUCUUCAGAGGCCAUGAGCCCGCCCAGCACGUCUUUUUCUUCUUCCUGCCACUGUGACAGACAGAGGCUGUAGAGCCACAUGGCAUUUGCCAGCCACUAUUUUUCAUGUCUUUUCUUUCCGUGAUCGCUUUCUUACCACUGUUCUUGGCCAAACUAGGGUAUUGCCUAGAACGCCUCUUCACUGGGCAUCUGUAUCUGUUGCUUAUCAGGCCAAGAACUCUUUGCCAUCCUGAUUCUGCCUCAUCCUCUUGGUCUUUAUAGAAAGUGCCCCUGGUGGCCUCCCAUGCAUUUUGAUCUGGGGGAAUGUGUUUUAGGCUUUGAUUAGCAAGCUCCUUACUCCACAGAGCAAGUUAUUCCUGCCAUGACCGCAGUGGUGUCUGGGGUCACAACGACCAGACAUCAUGCUUCCGCCCUGUGCGUCUGAUAUGUUUACGUCUUGCCCUUGAUUCUUGUCUUUUUUUCUUUUUUCUUUUUUUUUAAUUAAGUUUACAUUUUCCUUUCUGGACAUCUUGUUUACAGUUUUUGUCUGGAAUUUAUUUCUUGUGUUGUCUCUUGUCAUACCCUAGAUGUAGUCUUCUUGUUCAAUAUAUUUGGAUAUAAAAAUAUUGGUUAAAAAAAAAAAAAAAAACUCCUGGAAAAGAGGAUAAUCCUUGCCACACUUUAAAAACAAAAAUAAUAACCUUAAGGCCUCUCACUUGACAAAAUUGCCCCGAAUCUGCCUGAGAAAGACAGGCGAUAUGAUGUGUGGAAUAAUCCAUUUUGCAAGGCGAAGGUAACACAAAACACGUCUAACAGGUACUGAUGGGCUCGUGGGUGUGGUUGCCACGUUAAUGUAUUUGUCAGCCUGAUCUGUCGGGAGAAAUCAGAUGGCUGUAGUUCGCUCCAAGCACUGAUUCAAAACCAUACAAAUGAUUGAACAGCUUCGGCGAUUGGAAGUGAAUCUCAAUGACCAGGUGAAGACUCUGUGAAAUUUCCAUUUGGCCUUGACCUUCAAGCAUCUGGAAAUACAAACAGUCUUUCUUUUCGUACGUUUAUCCACCUGAGAUGCUUCUGAUGGUCCUCUCAGUAAUUGUUGCCAGGGUUCCUGAUCCCACUGGGGUCAAAGUUAAGACAUUUUUUUUUUCUUUUUUGAGGGGAUUGAGGCUCAGUCCCACUCAGUCUUGUGGAAUUUGGAUGAAAUAUUCACGUAAAGGGACGGCCCCCAGGGUCCAGCGUGCAGCCCUGAGGUGCCCCUCUGGCUUUGCCCACCUUUGUGUAGCAGGCCUGGUGGUGGUGUCCACGUGAUGUGCUGCCCCGUGAAACCCAUCUGAACACGUAGGUGGUCUCUGGCCAGUGGUGCCAGCUGCACUCAGGCAGCAGCCAUUUCCAAUGCAACGUGAAACUGGUCAUUCAGGAGCGGUCGCAGCACACCGUUCUCAGCAUCUCUUGUUUCACUCCCGCUGGGUAGGGCCUGUUGGGGCAGUGGUUUUGCUUUGCUUUGCCAUCCAUGAUUUCGCCAUUGUGGCAUCUUUUGAUCAUUGCUUGUUUCUUGCAUUGAGUUUUGUUCCCAGUAGAAAGGUCUCCCUUGCGUUUUCUGAUUUCAAAAGGAACACAUGCUCAUAGAAAAAAUGCACCCAAUACAGAGACGUGGAAAAUCGGAAGACUCAGCCCCCUCCCCCAGAGCCAACCACUGCUCAUCCUUUCCUGUAUAUCCUCUAGAAACCUCCCAUGUAAAUAUAGAAGGUCUAUUGGCAUUUUUUUUCCUAUUUGAAGCCAUUCUUUCAUCAGAAGUUCAUAUGCGUUCAGCAGGCCUUCUCCUCCAUAAUCUGAAUGGACCUUGAUCACAAUUGUUCCGGUUCUCUCUGAAUUCAGAGAGGAAUCCAAAUAGUUCCCUGAUCAAAAAGUGGGCAUUUGUUACUCUUCGACACAGCUGGGACUUAACGUGCAGAGCUAUGCUCCGGAAGAGAGGUUUGGUUAAAAUGUACUUCUGGAAACUUUCAAACUGCCCGUGGAACCUCGGACCCUUUCUCUAAAGAGGAAUGUACUGGGAAAAAGGAAAAAAAGAAAAACCUGAAAGAGUUGACAGAUUGUGCGUGCGAUUGAACACAUGGAAUCAAUGCAAUGAGGCUUCCUGCACUAAAAUGUACCCUCAUAUCUACAACAAUGACGUGUGUAUUAUAUAACAGUGAUGUGUACAUUCCUGACAUCCCAUACAUAAUAUACGCAGUUUGUAUAAAAGCAUUCAUUUAAAAAUAUAUAUGUACAAUACAGCUAACAUAAACCUGUAGUACGCCUGAAGGAUAUGACUAGUGCCUAAUCUUAAGUGUAAGUCCACUGCGUGUUCAAAUCACCUUGGAAGUGCAGUCAUUGUUAUGAAAUGAAUCAGUGCAGCCAACCUUAUUUACAAACCACAUCUUUGAAACUGUGCAGUCGUAUAUACAUAUAUAUUUUUAAAUAACAUUUUUCACGGUUUUCCAGAGUUACUGUUGAAAUCUGUAUCACCAAAAAGAAAAAGAACAAAAGCAAGAUUUUUUUUAAUGAUGUAGACACUCUUCAGACCCAGUAAAUCUGUGUGUGGUUUCCUGUUUGUAGAUACCCAAGAAACUUUAGCAGUCACCAGCCUUAAUGCAUGUACAGGAUAUUAUUGUGACUUAAUUUAUCUGCAGUUUUUAAUCCAUGUGAAAUUGGAAUUUAUAAACUGACUUGGAUUAAAUAUGUCUGCCUUUCUAAGGUUGCCAAUGUUACAUUAAAUGAUUUAUGUUGUAAAUGAGA
Molecule: messenger RNA, 10795 nt
Organism: Sus scrofa (pig)
Lineage: Eukaryota; Metazoa; Chordata; Mammalia; Artiodactyla; Suidae
Gene: AFF3
Product: ALF transcription elongation factor 3
Biological process (GO): regulation of gene expression
Cellular component (GO): super elongation complex; nucleus
Source: RefSeq, a predicted model, not a curated record